Messenger RNA from Clupea harengus (Atlantic herring), 3358 nucleotides. RefSeq names its product anoctamin-6. Gene Ontology annotation, biological process: calcium activated phosphatidylserine scrambling; chloride transmembrane transport; calcium activated phosphatidylcholine scrambling. Lineage: Eukaryota; Metazoa; Chordata; Actinopteri; Clupeiformes; Clupeidae. Gene Ontology annotation, cellular component: plasma membrane. Gene Ontology annotation, molecular function: chloride channel activity; protein dimerization activity. The record is from RefSeq and is a predicted model, not a curated record.
UUGUAUUUUAUUUUAAUACAUUUAUUUGAGGGAUAUUUUGUAUUUUGUAUCAUUUUUGCCCAUCUCUGCUGGGUGGAAACCCAUUUGGAGCACCAGACAUUCUGUUCUGUCUGUCACGAUUCGGAAGGCAGAGACCCAAUCGCUGACCAGAUGCAGGAACUGUUCAGGUUUAUUUACAAAAGGUUAACAAAAAAGUCCAAAAGGCAAACACACAAAAGAUCCGGGCAAAAACUAGAAUUCCAAAAUAACACAGAAGAUCCCAACUUAGGGACCCAAGCACUGGCAGAGCAACAAUACAAGAAGCAAGGCAGAGCAGGAAUACAUGAAGGCACACAGCUAAUUGGAACAGAACUCUCACCAUGCUAGUAUGACAGACUGAACUUAAAUAUCAAAGGGGGAACUAGACAACAAGACACAGGUGAACUAAAUCAGGCAAACCAACAGGGAGAUAAUUGGGAACAGGUGAGGGGAGGAGACACGGACAACAACAAGGGAGCACAUGGCAGGAAUAAGGAAGUACAAGGACUAGACACAGGAAGGAAACAACGGCAGACAGAAGUAACAUAAAACGAUGAAGGGGAAACAAAGUAAAAGCAAGGGUCAAAAACAGAGCACAGACCUGACAGUCCUGAAAGAAUAUGUAUGACACGAUGGACGAGGACGUAUACGAGUUUGAAGAUGCUGAACUUCCUGACAUUUCUGAGUUUUGUCCCCAGGCGGAAUUCGACCAAAAUCCUGACUCCCUUUUUUUUAAUGAUGGCAAGCGGCGCAUUGACUUUGUGUUGGUGUACGAGGAUGAGAGCAAGAAGGAUUUGGAUGAAAAGAACACCUUCCAGCGGCGAAAACGUAGGAGAGAGCAUUUUGAAGCCAGUCUGAUGAACAUGGGCAUGGAGCUGGAAGCAACUAGAUCAGUUGUGGAUGAGAAAAUCCUCUUUGUGAAGGUCCACAUGCCCUGGGAGGUGCUAUGUACAUAUGCUGAAGUCCUCCACAUCAAACUGCCUAUCCAGGCCAAUGACCUGGCCUCUAAGUCCUCACCAUUCAGCUGCUUCACAAAGUACUUCUACCCCAGUGAGGACGUCAUCGCCACGGAGACAGAGUUCUUCACUGCUCCCUUUGAGAAGAACAGGCUGGAGUACUUCAUCAUUAAAGACCAGGAUGAAUUCUUCAAACCUGCAAUGAGAAGCAGAAUGGCGUACUACAUUCUCUGUCGAGCCCCAUACGAAGAAAGGGGAGCUGUGAAAAAGUUUGGCAUCCACAAGCUGCUGGAUGGAGACGUGUACAAGGCUGCCUACCCCCUCCAUGAUGGCCGAUUCAAUAUCAAAUCCCAAGACGAAGGAUCUCCCAAUGAAAGGUAUCUGCUGUACACCGAGUGGGCCAAUCCAAAAAGCUUCUACAAGAUGCAGCCUCUGGACCUCAUCAGGAAAUAUUAUGGAGAAAAAGUUGGAAUUUACUUUGCCUGGCUGGGCUUCUACACACUUAUGCUGACACUAGCUGCCAUUGUGGGCCUCUGCUGUUUCAUCUUUGGCUAUAGAACACGGGAAACCAGCACAUGGAGCAAAGAGGUGUGUGACCCUGAGAUUGGUGGAAAGAUUAUCAUGUGCCCUCGAUGUGACAAACUCUGCUCUUACUGGCGGCUCAACAGCACCUGCGAGACUUCUAAAGAUCUUUGCAUAUUUGACAACUAUGGAACGUUGGUGUUUGCUGUAUUUAUGGCAAUUUGGGUGACACUGUUUCUGGAGCUCUGGAAGCGCUAUCAGGCUAGGCUGGAGUACAAAUGGGACACAGUGGAGUUCCUAGAGCAGGAGGAGCAGCCAAGGCCGGAGUAUGAGGCCAAGUGCAUUUACCAGAGGACCAAUCCUGUCACCGGGGCAGAAGAGAAGGUGCCUUACACUGCCUGUGGGAAGUGUGUGAGAGUGUCUUGCGGAAUUGGCACUGUUCUUUUCUGGAUUUUUCUCACCGUCGCGUCAGUGGUGGCUGUGAUUGUCUACCGACUCGCUGUCUUCUUCACCGUCUCUAGAAGGCUGCGUGAAGACAUCAAAGGACUGGAGCCUUUCAAAGAGUAUGUGACGCCACAGAUGGCAACCACUGUCACUGCAUCUCUCAUCAGCGUUGUCAUCAUCAUGAUCCUCAACAACCUCUAUGAGAAGGUUGCCAUCUGGAUAACCGACUUUGAGCUCCCAAGGACAAGGACAGACUAUGAGAACAGUCUGACGCUUAAGAUGUUCCUCUUCCAGUUCGUGAACUACUACUCUUCAUGUUUCUACGUGGCCUUUUUCAAGGGCAAAGUGGUGGGCUACCCAGGAGAGCCUGUGUACUGGAUGGGGUUAUAUAGAAAUGAGGAGUGUGAUCCUGGAGGAUGUCUUAUCGAACUGACCACUCAGCUCAGUGUCAUUAUGGGAGGCAAGGCCAUCUGGAAUAACAUACAGGAAGUUCUGCUUCCGUGGGUACAAAAUCUGAUUUCCCGUCACUGCAAUAAAGUGAACUCUGAGAAAAUAAUUCCACGUUGGGAGCAGGACUACCAGCUGCAGCCGCUGGGAAAGUUGGGCCUGUUCUAUGAGUACCUGGAAAUGGUAAUCCAGUUUGGCUUUGUGACACUCUUCGUGGCCUCUUUCCCUCUGGCUCCUCUUCUGGCCCUGGUGAAUAACCUGCUUGAGAUCCGUGUGGAUGCGUGGAAGCUGACUACACAAUUCCGCCGGAUUGUGCCGGAGAAGGCCCAAGAUAUUGGAGCGUGGCAACCAAUUCUUCAGGGUGUUGCCAUCUUGGCUGUAGCGACCAAUGCAGCCAUAAUUGCCUUCACAUCAGAUAUGAUUCCACGUCUGGUGUAUUACUGGUCCUUUUCUGUGUCACCAUAUACGGAGAACUCCAGCCACACCAUGACAGGCUACAUCAACAACACACUCUCCAUUUUUAACAUCAGUGAUUUCACAAUUGACAGUAUGCCUCUUGACGAAGUAAUUCCUUAUUGGUUUAACACCAGCACCACCUGCAGGUAUCGAGACUUCAGAUUCCCUCCAGGUCAUCCAAGACAGUAUGACCACAACAUCUACUAUUGGCAUGUCAUAGCUGCCAAACUAGCCUUCAUCAUUGUUGUUGAGCACAUUGUGUACAUCACUAAGUUUGUGCUGUCAUAUGCCAUCCCUGAUGUGCCCGACAAGGUGAAGGAACAAAUCAAACGUGAGAAAUACCUCACUCAGGUUCUCCUCCACGAGGCCAACCUCAAGCAACCUCAUGCAACCUCAAGAAGGUCGCCAAACAUGUGAAGCCCUUCGCUGAUGUGAUCAAAUGUGAUUUGGAGGGAGAGAACCUGGACCAGCACUUAUGAGCCUUCCUCGGGUAGCGACAGGGUCAAGUACUAUUU